CUCUAAUUCAAUUUGUUUCCGUCCAUGGCGAUCUGAGAGAGAGAGAGAGAGGCAAUUACCUGUGUAUCUAUAGCUGUAAUCUAGGGCAUUGUUGUUCUUAGUUCUUUUGGUCUACUAGCACACAGACAGAAAUAAUAUAUCUAUAUCUAUCAUUCUGUAUAGAAAAUGUCUCCAUCUGAUUCUUUGGAUGCGUUUCUAUUCUCCGCAAGCAGAGCCUGUUGCAGUCCGCUUGCUAUUUUUAUACAGAUUCAGGGAUGGGUAAUUUGCUUAACACUUGCUCUUGGAUGGGCUUGUGCUGCUUACGUCAGAAGUAGAGAGAUAAGACAGAUGAAGGAUAGUGUUAAACGUGGAAAUAGCUUUGCAUUUCUUUCUCAUGACAUCAAUGACCUUGAGCAUUCUAAUCAGGUCAACUUGCCAAGAGUGACAGUUGUAAUGCCUCUAAAAGGGUUUGGAGAACACAAUCUACAUAACUGGAGAAGUCAGAUUACAUCUCUAUACGGUGGUCCCCUGGAAUUUUUUUUUGUGUUGGAAAGUACAGAAGACCCAGCGUACCAUGCUGUAUCUCGUCUCUUAGCCGAUUUUAAGGAUGAUGUUGAUGCAAAGGUUGUUAUAGCGGGUUUGUCAACUACUUGUAGCCAGAAAAUUCACAAUCAGUUGGUCGGUGUGGAGAAAAUGCAUAAAGACAGCAAGUAUGUUUUAUUUCUAGAUGAUGAUGUUAGGCUGCACCCUGGUUCAAUUGGAGCCCUCACUGUUGAGAUGGAAAAGAAUCCGGAGAUUUUUAUUCAAACUGGAUACCCUCUUGAUUUGCCAUCUGGAAGUCUGGGAAGUUACUGCAUCUAUGAAUAUCACAUGCCUUGUUCGAUGGGGUUCGCUACUGGUGGAAAAACGUUCUUUCUGUGGGGAGGGUGCAUGAUGAUGCAUGCGGAUGAUUUUAGAAAUAACCGUCAUGGUGUGGUUUCAGAGCUUCGAGAUGGGGGCUACUCCGAUGAUAUGACUCUUGCAGCUAUAGCUGGGGCUCAUAAAAGGCUCAUUACGUCACCACCGGUUGCCGUUUUCCCCCACCCUCUUGCAAGUGAUCUUAGUUUUUCAAGAUACUGGAAUUACUUGAGAAAACAAACAUUUGUUUUGGAGUCAUACACCACAAAGGUUAACUGGAUAAUGAAUCGUGCAUUAUUUUCUUCCCAUUGCUAUCUGUCAUGGGGAUUCGUAGCACCAUACUUCAUGGCUGUGAUUCAUGUUGUGGCAGCACUCAGAUUCUAUUCUUCCGAAUACACACUUGAGGAAACAGGGUUUACUUUUGGUGGGUUAUUAUUAGCAGGUUGCCUAGCCAUAUGCACAGUUGUUGAACUCCUUUCUAUGUGGAAUUUGACAAGAAUAGAGGUUCAGCUAUGCAAUAUGUUGUCCCCUGAGGCGCCUCCACUGUCACUUCGUUCUUAUAACUGGUGCCUUGUAUUUAUUGCAAUGCUAGUGGAUAACUUUUUAUACACCAUCUCUGCCGUGCGUUCACAUUUUUCUCAAUCUAUCAAUUGGUCUGGCAUUCGAUACCACUUGAAAGACGGAAAGAUAAACAAGAUUGAAAGAAGCAAGGAUAAGGGUCCAAAAUAUACUGAUUUGGGAGGGAAGCAUUUAUACGGGAAGAAAGGAGCUCCACCCAAGAGAUUGAUUACUGAAUUCCUACUCGAUGCGUAUCACUUGUGCAGAGGGAACUACUUCAUUGUAUAUAGGUCUCACAUUUAUUUGAACUUUGUUCGCUUGCCAGAGAAGGAUAAAACAGAAGCCCAACAAUCAAAUGCUGAGACUACGCGGAAGGCUCAUACUUCCGACAGCUUUUGGAUCUUUGUUCACUUGCUCAAAGUUGAUAUUUCUCCCUUGCUUGUUCAAACUUCAGAACAAGGAGGCCUAGUUCUUCAAUGUAUGCAUAGGGGAUCUUGGGUUAGUCAGAAUGGCACAAUGCAGCAACCUUACCCAAGGCACAACCUUGGGUUGAGUCUCGUUGAGUCAUCGGCUAGUCAGACCCCUACCAUACCCCUUGGAUAUAGCAUUAGGGCAAUGGAUUUUGUUCUUCACAACAAAGAAACCAAAACAACAACAAAGAUGAGCUGCUUUAGGCCCAAGAGUUCCAAACCUCUCUCCUACACAAAAACCUCCUCACCUGAACCACCAAGACAACAAAUCCCAGAACCCCAGAAUGUGAACCAUGAAGUUCUGCUAUGCAUUCCAGGAUGCAAAGUUCAUGUGAUUGACAAUGGGGAAGCUUCAGAACUUGGCAAUGGUGAUUUCACACUUUUUCGGAUAUCGGAAAACAAUGUCUCUCUUGCUACUGUCAUAAAUAUUAAUGAGGAUCUUCAGUGGCCAUUGACAAAAGAUGAACCAGUAGUGAAGCUUGAUGCUCUUCACUACCUGUUUUCAUUGCCGGUGAAAGAUGGUGAUCCUUUGAGCUAUGGAGUAACUUUUUCAGAACAGAAUGGUGCCAGUUUGGGCUUGCUGGAUUCAUUUCUGAAGGAACACUCAUGCUUUUCCAGUUCAAAGUCGCCAACCCAAAAUAGAAAUGUUAAUUGGAAUGAGUUUGCACCAAGGAUUGAUGACUAUAAUAAUGUUCUAGCCAAGGCAAUUGCUGGGGGGACUGGUCAGAUUGUCAAGGGCAUCUUCAAAUGUAGCAAUUCUUACACCAACCAGGUUCAAAAGGGAGGGGAAACCAUUUUAAUUCGUGCCGUGGAUGAGAACAAUGGUGCCUCAGCAAGUGAAAGUCAAAGCAAGAAGAGCAAUAUUACCAGAAGGAAGAGUGGAGUCAAUAAAAGCCUAAAACGUGUUAGAAAGCUGUCCAAGAUGACUGAAAAGAUGAGCAAAGCUAUGCUUAAUGGAGUUGGCCUUGCUACCGGCUCAGUGAUGACACCAGUGGUUCGAUCCCAAGCAGGGAAGGCAUUCCUAGCCAUGGUUCCCGGAGAGGUCCUCUUGGCUUCUCUUGAUGCAGUCAACAAGGUUCUAGAUGCAGCUGAAGUUGCAGAGAAACAAGCCUUCUCUGCUACAUCUGGAGCUGCAACCAGGAUGGUCAGUAACAGGUUUGGGGAAAGUGCGGGGGAGGCGACAGAGGACGCUCUUGCAACUGCAGGACAUUGUUUUGGGAUUGCUUGGAAUAUCUUCAAGAUACGGAAGGCGAUUAAUCCUGCCUCAUCUGUCUCCUCAGGAGUACUGAAGAAUGCUGCGAAAGUUAGGAAAUACUAA
This is a messenger RNA of Ilex paraguariensis (yerba mate), 3222 nucleotides long. NCBI's taxonomy places the organism in Eukaryota, Viridiplantae, Streptophyta, Magnoliopsida, Aquifoliales, Aquifoliaceae. The record is from the annotation of a GenBank genome assembly.